Molecule: messenger RNA, 636 nt
Organism: Orycteropus afer afer
Lineage: Eukaryota; Metazoa; Chordata; Mammalia; Tubulidentata; Orycteropodidae
Gene: WBP2NL
Product: WBP2 N-terminal like
Exons: 6
Coding region: 1-636 (211 amino acids)
Biological process (GO): positive regulation of DNA-templated transcription
Cellular component (GO): nucleus
Molecular function (GO): chromatin DNA binding; transcription coactivator activity
Source: RefSeq, a predicted model, not a curated record
AUGGCGGUGAAUCAGAGCCACACACAGAACCGCCGUGGGGCCAUCAUCCCUUACGGUGAAAGUGUCUUGAAGCAGUGUCAGGAUGUGGCGCUCUCCUUCCCACAGCAACCACAGGGAUCCAGUCUCUUCAGUGGUACAAAGAAGGGAACACUGUUUCUCACUUCAUACCGGGUGAUCUUCGUGACUUUACACUCAGUCAGAGACCCCAUGCUGUCUUUUAUGAUGCCGUUUGAUCUGAUAAGGGACUGCACCGUUGAGCAACCAUUCUUUGCCCCCAACUACAUUAAAGGAACUGUUACUGCAGCCCCAGAUGGUGGCUGGGAAGGACAGGCUGUUUUUAAAUUGUCCUUCAGGAGAGGUGGUGCCAUUGAGUUUUCCCAGUUGAUGACACAAGCUGCUGUUGCUGCUGCCAGAGGAAUUCCAUUUGGAAAUAUAAAUUACUGGUACGGCGGGCCAGCCGUGUACGUGGUUGUUCCUGGGAGAAUGAGCAUGAUGUGUACCCGGGAGAACCCUUGUUCAGAUUGGCCUCCAACUUGGCUGCAAGAGAAGCAGCAGAGGUGUCGGGGGUUGGAAAAUGGUUAUGUCCAUGGCUUCAUUUCUGGACUGAAACCCAGUGGCAAGUCAGCAAAUGACUGA